AUGGCUAGGAGGGAGGGAGGGAGUGUGGUGCCCUCUCAUGGCUGGAGAGAGAGAGAGGGUGGUGCCUCUCAAUGGCGAGAGGUGCCCUCUCAAGGCUGGGAGAGAGGUGGAGGGUGCCUCUCUUGGACAAUGCUGGGAGGAGAGGGUGGUACCUCUCAUGGAGGAGAGGUAGGUGCCUCUCAAUGGCCGGGAGGAGGUGCCCUCUCUUGGUUGGGAAGUGGCCUCGGCACGACGCAUUCAUCAUUUGCUCGUGGCAUUGACUAG
Messenger RNA from Cavenderia fasciculata, 264 nucleotides. RefSeq lists its product as uncharacterized. The transcript has a single exon. The record is from RefSeq and is a predicted model, not a curated record. NCBI's taxonomy places the organism in Eukaryota, Evosea, Eumycetozoa, Acytosteliales, Cavenderiaceae. The coding region runs from base 1 to 264 and encodes 87 amino acids.